Messenger RNA from Durio zibethinus, 980 nucleotides. Its product is annotated as protein SPEAR3-like. The record is from RefSeq and is a predicted model, not a curated record. Lineage: Eukaryota; Viridiplantae; Streptophyta; Magnoliopsida; Malvales; Malvaceae. Gene Ontology annotation, molecular function: DNA-binding transcription factor activity.
GCAAAGCUAAACUGUAUCUGUCAUCUCUUCUUAAUCUCUUUGUUGUUGUUGUUAUUGUUUCUGUCUCUUUCUUUGACAUAUAUUAUCAUCAAUACAAAAGAGAAGAUGGGUAGCAGCUAUUUUGGAGAACCAAACAUGGGAAAUGAAAGAGGAGGAUCCUCGUCGUCUUCAAGAAAAGGGAAGAAGAGUAAUCCAGACAAGCCUAAGCAACCCCAGAGAGGGCUCGGAGUUGCUCAAUUGGAGAAGAUCAGAUUACAUGGACAAAUGGGUUCUAGCUACCAUCCUUCACCUUACCCUGGAAAUUUGAACCAGGAAGACAUGAGAGUGCAGACAGCUUAUUCAUCUAUGGCAUCAUCAUCUUUUUCAUAUUCAUCAACCUCAUCAACUUCCUCAGCUUCUUAUGGUUUCCACCCCAGCAUGAUGAUGGGGCUUGGGGAAUAUGAUCAAAGAGCAAACAUCAGAUAUGGUGAUUCCCAACUUAUUACAACAGCAAGCAGUAGGAACUCCGGCAGUGGCAUCUUAGAGAGUCAACAUUUUGCACAACCAAACAUGACCAGACAGCUUCUAGACCUACAUGUUGAGGAUUCACAACCAACUAAGAGCAAGAAACACCGGAGCAACUCAUUGGGAUCCGGCAGUCAGAAUUCAGAAUCAAGUGACACACAAGAGCUAGAUUUGGAGCUCAGACUGUCAUUGUAAUCAAUAAUUUUUCUGCCACUUAGUUGCUUGGAAUGCAUUAUGCUUCCUACCUUAGAAUUUUAGAAUUGUAAGCUCGAGAUAAGCAGUUGGUCUUGCAAUUUACAUGCAACUUGAGCAAGUUGAUGAACUUGUUGAAUUUCAUUUGAAAGUAAUCUUGUGUAACGAAAGGCAGAUUGACUUGCUGCAUGAGAUAUAGUGAAAAUUUGAUCUCUUGUUCAUGAAUUUUCAAACAAAUGAGGAUUAAAGUUAUAAUUCUCACAAAUUUCAACUAUUUUUAAGGC